This is a messenger RNA of Hevea brasiliensis (rubber tree), 1088 nucleotides long. RefSeq names its product vacuolar protein sorting-associated protein 29. Gene Ontology annotation, biological process: retrograde transport, endosome to Golgi; intracellular protein transport. The transcript is spliced from 4 exons. The coding region runs from base 368 to 940 and encodes 190 amino acids. NCBI's taxonomy places the organism in Eukaryota, Viridiplantae, Streptophyta, Magnoliopsida, Malpighiales, Euphorbiaceae. The record is from RefSeq and is a predicted model, not a curated record. Gene Ontology annotation, cellular component: retromer complex; endosome.
UUAAUUAUAUUUUUUUAUUGUUAUUAUUUUUUUACGUGUCGGGAAAGGUUAACGAGCCCAAAAAAUCCUACCCACACCGGAUUUCAGAUUUGAGCUUUACCGUCACUGUUCAACUUGGUGCUACGGAACGGACCAGAAGGACAAGUCCCGCCUCUUCGCUUAGCUCGUUGCUGUUGAUCGGCUUAUUCUCUAAUCAAUUAUUUCAUACAGGUAUUUAAAACUCGGAUUCCUGAGUUUCCACUGUGAAGCUUUUGUUUCCUUUGUUUGGUGGGAAUCUUCCUAUUUACGCCUCUUAUACAAUUGAGUAAAUUUGGAGCUAAUUUGGAAAUGGGCAACUCUGGAUUUUGAUUAAAUUGUAUUGGAGAAAAUGGUGUUGGUUUUAGCUAUAGGAGACCUUCACAUACCUCACAGGGCAGCUGAUCUGCCUCCGAAGUUCAAGUCCAUGCUUGUUCCUGGCAAGAUUCAACACAUCAUUUGCACUGGCAAUCUCUGCAUUAAAGAAGUGCAUGAUUAUUUGAAGAGUCUUUGUCCUGAUCUGCAUAUUACUCGUGGUGAAUAUGAUGAAGAUUCACGUUAUCCAGAGACUAAAACCCUCACCAUUGGCCAAUUUAAGCUUGGAAUAUGCCAUGGUCACCAGGUCAUUCCAUGGGGUGACUUGGAUUCACUUGCAAUGUUACAGAGGCAGCUGGAUGUUGAUAUCCUAAUAACUGGUCACACCCAUCAGUUCAAAGCCUAUAAGCAUGAGGGUGGUGUUGUUAUAAAUCCUGGCUCAGCCACUGGUGCCUACAGUAGUUUCACUUACGAUGUAAACCCAAGCUUUGUGCUGAUGGACAUUGACGGGUUGCGUGUUGUGGUUUAUGUGUACGAACUAAUCGAUGGGGAAGUAAAGGUUGACAAAAUUGAUUUUAAGAAGACAGCCACUACUCGCUCAUCACAUUGAUCCAUGUUCUAAUGAUCUCUGUACUUCUUGUAGUUCCCUAGAAUUUGUUUAGUUGAGGGGUCUUAUGUGACUAUAGAAGCCUUGUUAUCCUGUUUCUAAAUCUAAACACAAUACAUAUGGAGAUGAAUAAAUGUGUUUUUAUUGAUGA